Messenger RNA from Drosophila melanogaster (fruit fly), 683 nucleotides. It is a transcript of the gene ProtA, whose product is annotated as protamine A. NCBI's taxonomy places the organism in Eukaryota, Metazoa, Arthropoda, Insecta, Diptera, Drosophilidae. Gene Ontology annotation, cellular component: nucleus. The record is from RefSeq and is marked reviewed. Gene Ontology annotation, biological process: spermatogenesis; sperm DNA condensation. The coding region runs from base 164 to 604 and encodes 146 amino acids. The transcript has 3 exons.
GCAGUCGGUUUUUUUAAACAUUAGUUGUAACUUGGUACACAAACAGUUCACAAGCAAAAUUUUUCCAAAAGUCUUAUUUUUAUGCUCUUCUUAAAAAUUAGUUGUGACAAAAAUUUGGUUUAAAAAAAAAAACUUUAUAAAGAGUUUGUAAAAAUUUUCUACGAUGAGUUCAAAUAAUGUAAAUGAGUGCAAGAGCCUGUGGAAUGGCAUAAUUUCCAUUUCUGCAAAAGAUGAAAGUCCUAAAGGUCUCACUGAAAUGUGUAAUCAUCCAAUAAGGAGAGCACCUCAAAAAUGUAAGCCAAUGAAGUCCUGUGCAAAGCCGCGCCGAAAGGCAGCCUGUGCCAAGGCGACUCGGCCCAAGGUCAAGUGUGCACCGAGGCAGAAGUGCAGCAAGCAGGGACCUGUCACUAACAACGCCUAUUUGAAUUUUGUGCGUUCCUUCCGAAAGAAGCACUGUAACUUGAAACCGCGGGAAUUAAUUGCAAAGGCCGCUAAAGCGUGGGCCAGGCUCUCGGAGAAUAGAAAGGAUCGAUACCGCCGGAUGGCAUGCAAGGUCACCACCAGUGAACGCCACAAGCGCCGACGGAUUUGCCAGCAAUACUGAGAUAGGAAAAAGUCUGAUGCAGUUAAGUCCAGGCAUAUCCUUUCCUAACAUUCGAUGAAUUUAGAAAUAAAAACCAAUU